AUGGACGGUAGACCUGCCUAUGAGGGGGCUCUCGAUGAGCCCCGACUCUUUCAACAGCUCCCUAAUGAAAUCGUGGAGCUCAUUCGCGCGGCUUCGGGGACUCAGUACCUGAACGCGCUUGCGGUUGGCGCAUUAAAGCCGCAAUGUACAGAAGGAUUCUUUGCCCUAUACAAACCGAUCUUUGUCGACAUCGCAGCACGGUGGCUGCAAUCCGAUAUUCCUGUUAACCAAGUCGACGUCCUUUCUGCAUUCGCGCGUAUCCUACCUUUUGCGCCAUACCUCCGAUCAUUUGCCAGCCAAUACACAUUGUCUCGAGCUGGCCCUCUAUCGAAAGAACUAACGUCUUUGCAGCUGGACGAUACCACCAUCCGUACAUUACUCCUUGCAAUUUUCCGACUUCUUUCAUUCGACCUCGAAGUAUUCUCAAAGGCCGUGUCGCCGUCGCAAAUCCAGUCUCUCUUCCGUCAUUCAGACCGUUCGAUAAGAUACCUCGCCGUACGAUGCUUUGCUCUAUACAUGCAUGCAGCGGAUGCUGCGACGGAGAAGAUGGUUCAGAGACACGUUGGGGAUGAGCCAAUUAAAGGGGAGUGGGAAGGCAUUCCGAUUGACUACCGCUGUUUGGGGUUGUGGGAGGAACGGCGAUGGGAAAUGCUGGAAAAGCAGGUCCAACAUGCCAGGUUAACCCGGCCAGACGCAGAAUGUCUGUCGCAGGCAGAGAUGCUACGGGAGUUUUUCACUGCACGGACUGGGGAAGUCUCUGGCGUUUUGAUCCCGAAGCUUAACGAGGUACCAGUCCCUCCAUCGGCCAUUGUGAGAACACCGACAGCCGUGGGGAACCUACGCAAGAUUGCAAAGGCCUUACUCGACCCUCAACCACUCUUAUUAGUUGGUUUACCGAACUCCGGGAAGACGUCUUUGAUCAACGACAUUGCUGCAAUCAUGGGCCAGUCCGAAUCCAUGGUCACAUUACAUUUGAACGAGCAGACUGACGCUAAGAGUCUCCUGGGAAUGUACUCGACGUCGCCUGCAACGGGCUCGUUUGCUUGGCAACCGGGUGUGCUAACCAAGGCCGCGAGAGAGGGCCGAUGGAUCUUGAUUGAGGACCUAAACCGCGCUCCAUCUGAAGUCAUCGGUCUCAUUCUCCCAAUUAUUGAAAAGGGAGAGCUCACCAUUGCCAGUAGAAAAGAACGCAUAAAGUGCGCUGAUGGAUUUAAGAUCAUUGCGACGAUGAAGUCUUCCUACAACAUUGCUGGUGAAGAAAUCGCUCCGGCUACCACCAUCCUUGGGAGCAGGCUGUGGCAGCGAGUACAAGUCGAUUCUCUUUCCGUUGACGAGAUCCGCGUUGUUAUUAUGCAGAAGUUCCCUCUGCUUGAGUCUCGUGUACCUGUCAUUAUGGACGUCUAUCAACGACUUUGCUCGGCGUUCCAUGGGAACCUCGCCGUCCGGAGCUCGCAGGGACGGACACCAGGCUUCCGCGAUCUCAUCAAACUAUGCAGUCGAUUGCAUAGACGGUUAGAGCGUUUGGGUGCCAAGACAGGCUACGAACCCACCCCCGAAGGCACUGAGGACGAAAUAUUCUUAGACACCGUUGAUAUCUUUCUCAGAUACAUUCCCGAGAAGUCCAUGGAAAGUGCCCUGGCCGCAGUUGUGGCCGAAGCGCUUCAGAUGUCUCCUCAGCGAGCAAGAUUUGCCCUCCAAGAACGGACCCCCGUGUACUCGGAUCAAGGUAGCAAUUUGAUACUUGGGAGAGAAAACUGCCGAAAGAUGAAGGUUCCGAGUACAUCGGCAUCCAAGCUUGCGGCCGCAUCGUCACGAUUCGCUUCCACUCGGUCCGCUUUGAAGCUUAUGGAACAAGUUGCUGCUUCAGUGCAGAUGGCUGAACCUACUCUCCUCGUCGGUGAGACGGGCAUCGGAAAGACGACAGUUGUUCAGCAGCUCGCGACAUUGAUGCGACAGAAGCUCACCGUUGUCAACUUGUCGCAGCAGAGUGAAAGCUCUGAUUUGCUGGGUGGUUUCAAACCUGUCAACAUCCGUACAAUGGCGGUCCCGAUGUUGGACGAGUUCACCACACUGUUUGAGUUGACAUUUUCGGCAAAGAAGAAUCAAAAGUUCUUAAUGUCAGUAUCUAAGAGCGUCGCGAACGGAAAUUGGGCACGUUUGGUGAACCUCUGGCAUGAGGCCGUUCGCUUAGCCGAAGGCGUGUUCAAUGUAAACCGUGCUCCAGGUGGUGACGAGCAACCAAGCAAGAAGCGCAAGCUGGAUUCGCCCAAGUACCAGCUCCUACGACAGAGGUGGCAACGGUUUACAACUCAGCUGAGUGACUUCGAAGCCCAGGUGUCCCAAGGAGAUGCCAAGUUUGCCUUUGCUUUCGUCCAAGGAAAGAUUGUCCGGGCACUACGGAAUGGAGAAUGGGUCCUCCUCGAUGAAGUCAACUUGGCUUCGCCAGAUACUCUUGAGAAUAUUGCCAGUCUUCUCCAUCACGGCAGCGAAGGAUCGCCUUCUGUUCUACUUUCCGAAGCUGGUGAUGUUGAGAGGGUGUUUGGGCAUCCCGACUUCCGCAUUUUCGGCGCCAUGAACCCUGCAACGGAUGCAGGGAAGCGUGAUCUCCCUCCCGGCCUCCGCUCUCGUUUUACCGAAUUCUACGUACACUCGCCCGAUAACGACCUUGAUGAUCUGUUCGCCCUUAUCCAGAAGUAUCUCGGAGACUUGACAAUAGGUGAUUCGCGGACUGUGCCGGAUCUCGCGCAGCUGUAUAUGGAGACAAAGAAAUUGAGCACCGACAACAAACUCACCGAUGGAGCUGGUCAACGUCCACACUUCAGUAUCCGUACCCUUGUUCGCGCCCUUAUCUAUGCCGUCGACCAUUCACACAUCUACGGGUUGCGCCGCGCAAUCUUCGAGGGGUUCUGCAUGAGUUUCCUGACCGUUUUGAGCCAAGAAUCUGAGCGACUCUUGACGCCUCUUCUUGAGAAAUACAUUUUCAGCAAUACCAAAAACGCAAGAGCCCUUCUUGGACAGACGCCUCGCCCCCCGAACGAUGGCAACAACUAUGUGCAAUUCAAACAUUAUUGGAUGCGACAAGGACAUCUGCAACCGGAGCAGCAGCCCCAUUACAUUAUCACCCCCUUCAUUGAGAAGAACCUGAAGAACUUGGUCCGAGCCAGUUCGACUCGCCGAUUCCCUGUUUUGCUGCAGGGUCCAACGUCCGCCGGUAAAACAAGUAUGAUUGAGUAUCUCGCCAAGGUUUCAGGGAACAAGUUCGUCCGUAUCAAUAACCACGAACACACGGAUCUGCAAGAGUAUCUUGGAUCGUAUGUGUCUGGCGAUGAUGGGACCCUUCAUUACCAAGAAGGUAUCCUGGUAGAAGCGCUCAGACAUGGUUACUGGAUCGUCCUCGAUGAACUCAACCUUGCGCCGUCAGAUGUUUUGGAGGCAAUGAACCGGCUUCUCGAUGACAACCGUGAACUCUUCAUACCCGAGACCCAGGAGGUCAUCCACCCCCACCCUAACUUCAUGCUGUUCGCUACUCAAAACCCCGCUGGUCUUUACGGGGGUCGAAAGGUGUUGUCUCGUGCUUUCCGGAACCGUUUCCUCGAGUUGCACUUUGAUGAUAUCCCGGAGAAUGAACUGGAAUUCAUUCUCAAGGAACGGUCCCAAAUCGCCCCUUCGUUUUGCGCCAGGAUUGUGGCUGUUUAUCGGAAGCUUUCCUUACUGCGCCAGACAAACCGCCUUUUCGAACAGAAGAACAGUUUCGCGACCCUGCGUGAUCUUUUCCGGUGGGCUCUUCGACCAGCAGACGACCGUGACCAGCUUGCUGUCAACGGUUUUAUGUUGCUCGCUGAACGUGUCCGGAACCCGCAGGAGAGAGCAGCCGUUAAGAGUGUGAUCGAGGAGGUCAUGAGAGUGAAGAUCGACGAGGAUAUCAUCUAUAGCUCGCGGUAUCUGGAGAAAUGCGCUCAAGGUGUGACGCAGCUCGCGCCGGGCAUUGUGUGGACCAAGGCUAUGAGGCGACUUUUCGUACUGGUUUCCAAGGCAAUUCAGAACAACGAGCCCGUUCUUCUCGUUGGUGAAACUGGAUGCGGAAAGACUCAGCUUUGCCAGGCCGUUGCAGAAAUUUAUGGAAAAGAGCUAUUCGUUGUCAACGCACAUGUCAACCUGGAGACGGGAGAUCUCAUCGGAGCUCAGAGGCCUGUGCGGAACAGGUCAGCGAUUGAGAAGCAGUUAUCCAGUGAUCUUCGAACAGUGCUUGGGGAGAGCCCGCCAGAAUUGGCCUCGCUUGACGAGUUGAAGCACGGUUUUGCGGCAUUGAAUGCGGACCAAUUGACAACUUGCGACCAGGAAUUGGUCCGGCGAGUCCAGCACAACAUUGUUCGGUCCAACGCCCUGUUCGAAUGGACAGACGGAAGUCUCAUCUCCGCGAUGAAAUCUGGGCAAUUCUUCCUUCUGGAUGAAAUUUCCCUCGCGGAUGACUCGGUGCUGGAACGGCUUAACAGUGUCCUGGAGCCUCAACGCUCGAUCCUCCUUGCCGAAAAGGGACCUAUCGAUUCUAUGGUGGUGGCCGAUGGCGGGUUCCAGUUCCUCUCGACAAUGAACCCUGGUGGUGACUACGGUAAGCGUGAGCUUUCCGCCGCUCUUCGUAACCGUAUGACCGAAAUUUGGGCGCCUCAGUUGUCCGAAGACGAGGAUAUCUUGCCCAUUCUCCAGCAGAAACUUAGUCUGGGACGCGAAGAUGUUUCCAAGGCGAUGUUGCAGUUUGCGAAAUGGUUCAAGUGGAUAUUCCAGAGCUCCUCGACAAAUUCUCUUUCGAUCCGUGAUCUCCUUGCCUGGGUCGACUUCGUGAACAAAUGCCAGACUUCGGAUCCGUUGUUCGCAAUUGUGCAAGGUGCUGCGAUGGUCUUCAUCGAUACUCUGGGUGCAAAUCCUGCCGCGAUGCUCGCAAUGUCGCUGCACGAUCUGGAGGGCAACCGUCAGCGGUGCCUCAACAAGCUACAGGAUCUGUUCGCCGUUGACGCAUCUGGCAUCUACUGGCAGAAAUCAACCGUCACUGGGAAGGAUGGGUAUUUACACAUUGGUCCUUUCGAUCUCCCUGUCAAUCGUGACGCGACGCCGGACCCUGAUUUCAUCAUGGAUGCCCCAACCACUAUUGCCAACUCGGUCAGGAUUGCUCGCGGUCUGCAGUCGUCCAAGCCGAUCCUUCUCGAAGGUAGCCCAGGUGUCGGUAAAACCACACUCGUCGCCGCUCUGGCCAAGGCCCUCGGAAAGCCUCUCACUAGAAUUAACCUUUCGGAGCAGACUGACCUUACAGACCUGUUUGGUUCCGAUGUUCCUGUUGAGGGAGGCGAUGUUGGCCAAUUCACCUGGCGCGACGCGCCCUUCUUGCAGGCAAUGCAGCGCGGAGAUUGGGUUCUUCUCGAUGAAAUGAACUUGGCUUCGCAGUCAGUGCUCGAAGGUCUCAACUCUUGCUUGGAUCACCGUCAAUUGGUCUACGUUGCAGAGCUUGACCAGACUUUCAAGAGACACCCCAACUUCGUUCUGUUUGCUGCGCAAAACCCCCAUCACCAAGGUGGUGGACGGAAGGGUCUUCCUGCGUCGUUUGUCAACCGUUUUACUGUUGUGUAUGCGGACAGCUUCACCGACACCGAUUUGAAGAGAAUUAGCGCAAGACUCUUCCCCGGAAGUCCUCAAGUGCAAACCGAUAGGCUGGUUGAUUUCGUCUCGCUGCUGAACAUUGCCAUUACUCAGGAGCGCCGGCUUGGAGCUGUUGGUGGUCCAUGGGAAGUCAACCUCCGUGAUAUCCAAAGAUGGCUUCAGCUGGCAGACCGUGGCGAUCUGCAGAUCCCAACCAACAACUUCCUCGAUGUCAUAAUCGCUCAGAGAUUCCGGAGUCCCGAAGAUCGGGAGUUGGUAUCGAAGCUGUACAAGCGGACUUUCACUGAUGCGCCGACGAAUGCCAAAAGCUACUACCACAACCUGACUCCCGAAUACAUGCAAGUCGGCCUCGGUACUAUGCGGAGAGAUCAACUUGUGCAGCGAACGCCCGAGCCCCAGAUGAAGGUCCUUCCCAGAGACUUGUCCAUCCUUGAGUCGUUGAUGCUUUGCAUAGAGCAGUCAUGGCCGAGUAUUCUGGUUGGAUCCACUGGUUGCGGUAAAACGACACUGAUCAGGAAGAUUGCUGCUGUCAAUGGUGCUCAGUUGGUUGAACUGGCGUUGAGCGCUGACACUGAUACGAUGGAUUUGAUCGGAGGGUUUGAGCAGAUUGACCACAACCGGGAGGUGUCUUCCCUUGUGCAAGAGAUUUCGCGGUUCAUUCAGCAGAACACAAUCUUGUCCUAUUCAUCAGACGGAGUUUCAGACUCAAUCCUGCCUUUCCUUGAGCUUCAUGAGAUGAUCCAAGGCUCUGAUGUCUCUUUGGAGGCGCUAUGCGCCGCCCUUUCAACGUUGCUCCAAUCCUACCAGGAUCCGACACUCGAACAAUUCCUUUCCCGCGCCCAGUAUUUGUUCAAUCUUUCGAGGCAUUCGGACAAGAUGAAGGUCGGUUUCGAAUGGACAGAGGGUGUCUUGACGCAGGCUGUUCAGCAUGGACACUGGGUUGUUCUCGACAAUGCCAACCUGUGCAACCCGUCCGUCCUCGACAGGCUGAACUCUCUUACUGAAUCAAACGGAACCCUCAUUCUCAAUGAGCAGCGUACGGAGGAUGGAUCCGCCCGCACCAUCACACCGCAUCCAAACUUCAGACUCUUCUUGACAAUGGACCCUCGUCACGGCGAGCUGUCUCGCGCCAUGCGGAACCGAUGUGUUGAGAUCUGCUUCUUGCAUCAAGAGACCGACGACUACAGGGCCACACUGGGACCGGCUUACACCUGUGAGUCUUUCUUGUACCGUCUCCGGACUGCCUGGAACUUCGAGUCCCAGCCGGAUGACGAGCAGCUGGCCGGAAAGUCGUACGAAGUACGUCUUAACCAUCUCUCCGCUCGGGACCUGCUCUACCUCCAAAGCUCGCUGGGCUCUUGGAAUUCGGAGCCUUUCACGUCGAUACUCCGUCGUUAUCUGUCGCUGGUACACGACAAUGCUGCUUGGAAGCCACUGGAGCAACUUAAGGCUCAGGUGGUCCUGGGAGGUGCUCCUCUCGCCAUCCAAGGAGAGUCACAACCCUUGCACCCUCUUGUCAAUGAACCACUCGCUUUGAUUUCGGGAUCAAAUGCGCCUCUUCCUUGGCUCAAUUUGUUAGCCCGCCUUCAAGAGUGCAAACUUGACCUUUAUUACUUGAAGCAGGGUUUGCAACGGGCAGACGAGUCUGGGAAGCUUCUUAAGCCAAGUGAAAUGACUCGAUUGGAACGUUCCCUCGCAUCAGGACGGAUACCCGCGUUGAUGAAGGAUGCAACGCAGCCUGUUGGAUUUUUCCUUUCCGACUGCGGUCAAGGGUUGUAUGACUUUAUCCAGCAGCUGGAUCACCAAGUUUUCGACGUUCCAGCCGUAGCAUCUGCUCUCCGUGCCGUUGUCGAUUUCUGCGCCGACAUUUUCAAGGUCAGCGAAGCCAAGCAAGUGGAUGAGGGAGAGUUCCAGAUCUAUCUUCAAAUUGGAAGAGAGCUGUGUGCCGCUCUCUUCAACUCUUCGCCCUUCUUCCAGCCUCUGGCAGUUGCUUUGUCGCAAUACCUUGGUCGUUUCCAGGCCGAGUGGGCUUUGACGAUGGGUCUCAGCAUGCAGAAAAUUUGGGACACCUGGAGGCCUGCAACUCCGGCAACCCAGGGUCAGUUGGACUUGGUGAUGCAACUCGAGGCUGUGGCCCACGAAUUUGGGAACCUCGCCACUAAGACUCGCCUUGAAUUGUCUCAGUUGGGUCGCGUGCGGAACUCGCUCAUCGACGCACAACGGGCUAUCCUUAUAGAUGGUGCUGAUGGAGAGCUGCUUGUCGAGAGUCUUAAGCAGACGGUCACGGAACUGACAAGCGCCGUGCGCCACACCGAUUCGUCCCAGUAUCCUUACUUUGCUGGCGACUUCGAGGCCUUGUGUCAAUACCAUGAUGUUUCCAUGGGUAACAAAGAGGCGGACACUGCUGUCGGGACUAUUAUGCCCCUUCUCGCCGGCCGCCCCGCGAGACCGGUUGAUGCCUCAAACCUUCAAAGCCAAAUCCCAGGUGUUCUGCAUAAGUUGGCUCAACUAUCCGGAUCUAGUGACUCGACAACCCACGCACCUGCAAUGGGCGGCACCGCUUCCCUGUCUCUGCUUGAAAAGAUUAUGUUCGUUGACACUACCAGCUUGGGUCAAAUGGAGUUCCUCGAGGCCGAAAAGCAGGCACUAUCCAAGGCUGUUGCAUUGACUAGUCACGAAAUCGCCAUGGAUCAGGCGAAGGUUCUCAGGCAGGCACUGGCAAGAAUAGCUCUCGAAUCCGUCAACCUUCACAAGGAGUUGUUCGAGCCACAGUCCUUGGAAUAUAUGCUUACGGUUUUGCGGACUAUUGAGAAGCAGGGCUCGUACAAUGACUGGCAACCAUCGAGCUGUCGCCUGGAGAAGAGCCUGCAGGAUGACCAUUACUUCAAGGCAUUCGCAGAGAAAGCGCUUCCUGGUCUCGUAUCGACCCUUGUGGCUGGUGCGCAGAACCAAGAGGAGGAUGUUCGGAAUGCUGGAGUGGCAACUAUUGAACUGGCAACCAUCCUCCUGCGUCUUUACGUGCCCGACAAACCUUUCGAUCCCUCGCUCGGCCUGGUCGUCCAACGCAAGCGACAUGCUCAGCGUGUAUCCGAACUCACUACCAAGUCCGAGGCUAUCUCUGCAUUUGAAGUCGGAUUCACCGGACAGAGCUCGAAUAUGCGCCAUGAGAUCUUACAAGGCGAACUACGGGAUCUAGGAGCAGCUCCGCCGCCUUCAUCUGUCACUCGGCCACAGAAUUCUUCGAUCAGCCUCUUGCAAGGCGAAUUCUCCAACCUCAUCACCUCCGUGCUCGACAGACAUCCAGAGGCUAUGGUCACGAACGGAGAUGCUAUGAAGGUCCAAGAAGCCAAGCUACUCCGCGACAAUGUUCAGCAGUUGAGCCGUCGUCUAAGCACCCACUACCGGUCUUACGAUGACAUCACAACGCCUGUUGUUCGUUUGCUCCAGGUCUUGGAUCUUGGAAUGUACUUGGCUUCUAGCCAGUCAGGCGAGGUCCAGAUUCUGAAGGCAGUCAGUGAGAUCACGCCGUUCCUCGGUGGUGUUAUCCACCCGGAGUCUACCUUGGAUGGCGCAAGACCGUCACCAGCCUCAAACCGUGUCCUCGACAUCAGGUUCCAUGAGCUCUCAUCCCUGGGAGUAGCGGCGAACGCAGACUCCAUGGUUCUUCAAAGCCAGAAAGGCAGGGACGCUCUGCGCCGGAUAUUCGAGCAGUUCCACUACUUGUGGAAGACAAAGCUUCGCGAAGACCAAGAGGAGCAAGCACAAAAGAGCAAUUUGUACCAAUACCGUGGUUCUUGGGAGGACGAAGAGCAAGUGGACGAAACCGAAUUGCGUGAGAUGUUCCCUACGUACGACACCGACGUUGUGGAAGAAGGCAAGGAGCCGAACCGCUUCGACCCCAAGGCUAUCUCUCGCCGGCUCGCUUCGCUCCAUGCGAAGCUGUUCGAGUCUGACGACACGGAACGAACUCUGUCAGCCUUCGUCAAGGAAUCCGCCCGCCUGUUGGGAACUCUUUGGUCAGAGAGCAAGACUGCCAUAUCGCCGAUCCAUCCGAAGGAACAUCUCCCCGGUGUGCUGUUACUGCUUGACGAUAUGAUUAGCGGAGAAGCACCAAAGUACAACUUCUACACGGAUUCGAACCUCACAGAGGCUCGUAAACUCAUUGCCUUGACGGUUUCCGUGCAGUCGCGCUUUAUCCAGCUUCAAACAGCAUGGCCUGAUCAUGCAGUGAUUCAGGACGUCAUUCUGUACUGCAAGGAUAUCUUCCAGUUCAAGCACUCGGAGCCCGUUGCCAAGUUCCUUACGAAGGUCGAGAAGCUUCACGGACUUGUUUAUGAAUGGCAGCUUGUAGCCAGCCGAGAAUAUUCCGCCGCUUCGCUCUAUGAUGAACUGACGAGUACGAUCAUCAACUGGCGGCGCCUCGAGCUAUCAACAUGGGCUAAGCUUCUGGACAUUGAGAAGGAGAAGUGCGAUCAAGACGUGAGCUCGUGGUGGUUCGUCGCGUACGAAGCGAUCAUCGCAGCUCCACUGCAAAUGGCGGAAUCUGGCGAGGCGGACAUGGGUGCUCACAUCCAGGAGGUCAUCGCAACUCUCGAACAGUUCUUCCUUUCGACAACCCUGGGACAAUACAGCGAGCGUCUACGUCUCGUUGCCAACUUCCGCUCUUUGCUUCUGCUCUACGUUCAAGACUAUCCCUCCCUGGGCCAGCUUGUUUCCGGUCUGCAGAACUUCCUCGAACACUACAAACCGUUUGAACCUCUCGUUAACAAACUCCUGGUUGAGAAACGCGCUGGUCUCGAGAAGGACAUCAAGGAACAAAUCCAACUGGCCAGCUGGAAGGACACCAACAUUGUUGCCCUCAGGGAGAGUGCCAAGCGCUCCCACCACAAACUGUUCAAGCUUGUUCGGAAAUACCGCGAAGUCCUUGCGGGACCUGUCCAACCUACUCUGGAACAGGGAAUGUCUGACUACAGCGAAGAGCCUAGUCUUGCUGCUUCUCGUGCUGACUUCCUGCCCACGGCUGUUAUUCCUGAAGCGUUGGACAUGUGCCAGAAGGACAGCGCACUGUGGCUUAACCGGGCACCCCGGUUCAAGAACACGGAUACCACAGUCAACAACAUGACGCAGCUGUACUCGUCCAUGCCUUCCGACUUCGACAUCGCUGAGGAUAUCGGCAGCUUCGUCAGCUACGUCAUUGAAGGCAUCAAUGACUUCAAGUCCCAGACGCCGAAAAUACUGACCGAAGACAACAAGGAGGAUGUUCAGCAUCUCAAGGUUCAGAAGCGUCGUUUCUUUGCUGAUACUCUGCGACAAAUGCUGGAGAUGGGCAUUAAGCGCAAUGCGAGCACCAGCUUGCUCGAAACCCAGGCGUCUUCUGCUCAGGUCCUUGCUACGAUUGCCACCCUCGACAUCAGCCCCGUGUCCUCGCAUCUGAUCCAGAAUGCCAACUCCUACUUCCACAGGUUCUUGGAUCUAUUGCCUCGCACUCGCCAGGCAUCGCACCACUACUCUGAGGAGUUAAGCAAUGUCGAAGCGUCUAGGGGUAUGGGUUCUAUCGAGCACCUGCUCUUCACGCUCAGGAAGCAGAGAGGCGUCAUCUCUCCUGCCCUUUCGAACUUGAGCUCCUUCAAGUCUACGAUCGCUAAGAUGUCUAAUCUGUGGCAAUCUGGUCUCAACUCUCUCUCUGCUUCUCCACGAUCUCCGGCUGAUGGCCAAGAUCUGUCGAAGAUUGUCGCAUGGCUGACUCCUAUUCUUGGAAUGGCCGCAGAAAUUGUAGACGUGCAUUCCAGGUUCUCUAGAAUUGACGCAACGGCCAUCUCCAAGGACCUGCGAGCAUGGAAAGCCACGUCUGACCGCCUACACAAGUCUCUGGUCAACCUUCCUACGCUGCCAUCCAGUGUUUCUUCGCAGCAACAUCAAGCCCUUGUCGAUGAGUCAUGGUCCUCCCUCAACCAAUUGACCAUCGACCUUGCGAAGUGGACUUCCGAACGCCCUGACUUAUCUUUCGCAUUGGACCAAAUCACACCCUGGAUCAAGACGAAGACCGAUUCGACCAUGCAGCAGAACGGAACGAUGGCGUUUACCGUCCAAGACUUCGAUGCAAGUCUCCUCAAUGCUGUUGAUAAGAUACUCGUCGGUCUGCAGAAGUUGAAGGAAGUGCCGGCUGCACUCACCUCUGAAGGUACCUUGGCACGCAGUGACGAGUUCUUCAGUCGUACUAUCAAGUCUGUCCGCUUGUCUGAAAUCACCUCAUCUCUGGAGUCUGUCUUGGACACACUGCACUCCGGUGCCGAUAUCCCCUACGCUUCCGCAUUGAUCGCAAGCGUCCUGCCGAUUACGAACAAGUACUACCUCAUCUGCGAAGACCUCACCGACCGCUUCAUCUCCGUCCACCGCGAAACAUGUAAGAUGUCCUACGUGCUCGCCAAGUCCUUUAUGACGAUUGCGUCUGAAGGAUUCUGUCAACCUGCCGAGGCGUCUACGGGUGAAGAGAGCAAAUCCGGCCAGCUAGAAAGCGGUACGGGUCUUGGUGAUGGUGAAGGUGCGGAAGAUAUUAGCAAGGAUGUUGCUGAUGAUGAGGACCUGUCGGAGCUUGCGCAGCAACAGAACGAGGAAGCUAAGGAGGAUCAGGAGGACUCUGGGGAUGCAGUGAAUAUGGAUCAAGAGGAAAUGCAGGGAGAAUCUGGCGAGCGUAAGGAAGGAGAGGAGGAUGAAGAGAACGAGAGUGGUGAGGAAGGAGAAGAUGAUAUUGAUGAGGAGGUUGGCAGUGUCAACGAUCUUGACACCGAUGCACUUGAUGAGAAGAUGUGGGAUGGUGAGCGUGAUGAGCAGCAAAAGGAAACUGAAACGCAAGAAGGCAAGGGUGCCACGGAAUCGGAAGAGCAGACCGCAGGGGAGAAGGAGCAGGAGCAGAAGGAUCAAGAAAAGGGUGAGAAGAGUAAGGAAGGGGAGGAAGAAGAAGAGGAGGAAGACGAAGAGGAAGAAGAUCCGGAUGAUGAGGGCGAGGCUGUUGGACGUGAAGAUAUGGAUGUGACAGAUCCGCACGCCAAGGAGGAAGAAGCGCUUGACCUCCCCGAGGAGAUGCAGCUCGAUGGAGAAGAGCAGGGAGAUAAAGACGAGGGUGACGACGAUGAUGGAAUGGAUGAGCUUUCCGACAUGGGUGCAGCACCUGAAGAGGAACAAGCUGAGCAGCAAGGAGAAAACGCCGAGGAAGACGCCGCCGAUAUGGACCAGACAGCAGAGGAGCAAGGAGAAGGAGAAGGAGAAGGCGAGAACGAAGAAGAGAAGCCCGAGGAUGCCGAAGCCAACGAAGCUGAAGGCGAUGACGAAGCCAAUGCUCCGGGCGAGGACGAAGAGCAACCGGAAGAAACCGAUUUCCUCGCUCAGCGCGACGAGAACGAAGCCGCGGGUGAGGAGGUUGCCCCUAGUGAAGCUGUCAACGGAGGUCUCGGCGCCGAUCAAGAUCAGAACCAAGACAAAGGUGCAUCCGGCGACGCACAGCAAGAAGAUGGCGCGGCGGAUCCUGCAAACACCGAGCAGCAGACUGGCGCUGCUCAGGACGGCGAAGACAGCAAGCGAAGCCGCGACGCGGGUGGUGCGGACGAUAACACGAAAUCCGAGAAGCCUGAGAUGCAGGCGUUCAAGAAAAUGGGCGACAUCCUGGAGCAAUGGCACCGUCGUCAGAAGGAGAUAAUGGAAUCGUCGAAGCAGGAAGACGAAGCUGAACAACAGCUGCCUGAAGACACCGACAUGGCAGAUGCUGACUUCGAACACCUCGCGGAUCAAGACGAUGUCGCUGACACGCAAGCCCUUGGCCAAGCCAGCGAAGAGCAAGCAAAGGCUCUGGAUCAGAAUAAGGGUGUUGAGUCUGAUAUCAAGCCCAACGACGAGGCUUUGCCCGAUGUGUCGAACGACCAACAAGAGGAUCUCCCUGAGAACAAUCAGGAUGAGAUGCAGGUAGACAACGACGCAGCUCCCACGGAACGAGAAGGGGCGGGGGCCAUGAUUCCUGGUAACGCUCAGACCCAGGAACGGACAACCGAGUCCCUUGGCCAGCAAGAUCUCAACGAGGAACUAGACGAGGUGGACUCCCAUCUCGCAGCCAUCCACCUGUCCUCCACCCUCCCACCGCUCACACCCCGUGAUGAAGCCCAACGCCUCUGGUCGCAAUACGAAUCCGCCACCAACGACCUCUCCCUCUCGCUCACAGAACAACUCCGCCUCAUCCUCGCCCCAACUCUAGCCACAAAACUCCGCGGCGACUUCCGCACCGGAAAACGUCUCAACAUCAAACGCAUCAUCCCCUACAUCGCCUCGCAGUACAAGCGCGACAAGAUCUGGAUGCGCCGCUCCAUCCCCUCCAAGCGCAACUACCAAAUCAUGCUCGCCGUCGACGACAGCAAGUCCAUGUUAGAAAGCGGCAGCGGCCAACUCGCCUUCGAAACCCUCGCCCUCGUCGCAAAGUCUCUCAGCAUGCUUGAAGCAGGUGAUCUGUGUGUCUUGGGCUUCGGUAACGAGGAUCAUGUCCGCGUUGCGCAUGAGUUCGGUAAACCUUUCUCCUCGGAUGCGGGCACGGAGGUCUUCCAGCACUUCAGCUACCAGCAAACCGGCACGAACGUGCGCAAGUUGAUCGCUGAUUCCAUCGCUCUCUUCCGCGAGGCGCGCUUCAAGCGCUCUCCUGGCUCCGGCAGCGCUGACCUAUGGCAACUGGAGCUGAUCAUUUCGGACGGUAUCUGUGAAGACCACGAUACCAUCCGCCGCCUCGUGCGCCAGGCUCUUGAAGAGCGAAUCAUGGUUGUCUUCAUCAUCGUGGAUGCUGUCAAGGGAAGCUCGAUCUUGGAUCUCAGCCAGGCGAGCUUCGAGCCGGAUGUUGAGAGUGGGACAGGAGAGAUGAAGUUGAAGAUGAAGAGGUAUUUGGAGGAUUUCCCGUUCCCUUACUACUUAGUUGUGCGUGAUGUGAGAGAGUUGCCUGCUGUUUUGGCUACGGCGUUGAAACAGUGGUUUGCUGAGGUUGUUGAUGUUUCUUCUUAA
This is a messenger RNA of Aspergillus glaucus CBS 516.65, 14679 nucleotides long. RefSeq names its product AAA family ATPase midasin. Gene Ontology annotation, biological process: rRNA processing; ribosomal large subunit assembly. NCBI's taxonomy places the organism in Eukaryota, Fungi, Ascomycota, Eurotiomycetes, Eurotiales, Aspergillaceae. Gene Ontology annotation, molecular function: ATP binding; ATP hydrolysis activity. The coding region runs from base 1 to 14679 and encodes 4892 amino acids. The record is from RefSeq and is a predicted model, not a curated record. The transcript has 2 exons. Gene Ontology annotation, cellular component: nucleus; preribosome, large subunit precursor.